This is a messenger RNA of Pedinophyceae sp. YPF-701, 1209 nucleotides long. The record is from the annotation of a GenBank genome assembly. NCBI's taxonomy places the organism in Eukaryota, Viridiplantae, Chlorophyta, Pedinophyceae.
AUGCGACGGCUGCGGUACUGUCUCAGCGUUGGACACAGAGCACGCUCAGCGUGCUGCGGUGCCCUGCGGUGCGCGUCGAGCGUGACGACGCGAGCGGAAGGGGCGGAGAGCGCGGGGCCCGGCAACGAGCGCGGCGCAGCGAGCGCGCCAGGCACGCUCUCUUUCGAGCAGGCGGUCAAGCUAUCCAUCGGCGGUCUCGGACAGAUCGCGAUACCGGACGCGCUCGAACGAGGCCUGUCGAAGGCGCUGAAGGGUCAAGGGAAGACCUCGCUGCAGGGCGCCGCGAGAGCGCUCCAGAAGCAGCUGCGGGCGCGCGCGGCCACGAGGCAGCGCGGCGGCACGGUCGACAUCGCGGACGUGGGCAUGUGGCGCUCCCCCGUACCGCGGCGGCGCGACGUCGACGACGACGACAUCGCGGAGGUCGAGGAGGACGUUCGCGAGAGGCUGGCCCUGGAGGGAGUCAGCAUGCUGGAUGACAGACUGGGCGUCGUGGACGUGCGCCAGCAGCGCCGGGUGCUGCGGGAGGAGCGCAAGGAGAAGCUGCUCGAGUACCGACGCGUCGCCGCGCGCCCGGGCCGCGACACGCCGUACGAAAGCACAGAAACCAAGGCGUAUGCCGCACAGCGGCUGCCGGCGACGUACGCGGCGUGCUGCAGAGUGCUGUCCGAGAUCCGCACUCGGGCGCCGAAGUUCCGCCCGUCGAGGGUCCUCGACUUCGGCGCUGGGCCCGGCGCGGCGACGUGGGCCGUGCAGGACACGUGGGGCGCCGCCGCGGUCGAGGACGCCCUGCUGGUGGAGCCUGCGCUCGCCAUGAUGCAGCUAGGGCGGAUGAUCGAGGGGGAGCGCGCCGCGGACGUGGAGGCGGCCGGCGUCAUGCCAGCGCCGUCGAAGCAGGCGCUCGAGCAACGUCCCUGCGCGCCGCGGACGACCCUGAGGUGGCUGGCGGCGCUGCCGAAGAUGCGCGACCACAAGACGGGCCGCUCGAACAAGCGCAAGCACGACCUCGUCAUCGCCAGCUACGUCCUCGCCGAGGUCCGCACGGCUCCACGGCCGCGCAGCGCACACGCGACCAUCCCUUGCGCCGUCGGUUCCGCCACACCCGCCGUCGCUCCCGCGCACCUCACCGGCCGCAGAUCGACGACCCGCGCGAGCGGCAGCGCAUCGUGCGCGAUCUCUGGGCCCGCACGAAGGACGUGCUCGUCAUCGUAG